AUGGCCGUCACACGCGAAGACGCAGACGCAAUGUACGAUAGCCAUGGUCACGGUCCCGCGCCCGGGGAGAGCGCAGAACAACACGCCGCACACGCCCAUUACGACGCGCAGAAACACUGGGGACUUGGACGACGAUCAGAAACUAUCCUGUUCUACUGUUUUGCAGUACCUUCAUUGUGCUUCAACAUCGCUGCGGCAAUCACCGGAAGUCUUCUGAGGACCCGCAGCCAUGCCUUCAUUGCCUGUGCUGUGGUGUGGUUGACGCUGUGGGCGGCAGCAUGGUUGCAGACUGCUACCGCGAUGAUCCAGAGAGCGAGUUGGGUGAGAGAUGAGGCGAAUCUGAAGGAUCGCAAACAGUAUCUGUUUCUGUCUGUAAGGUUACAAAGGCUCAUGCUGCCGGAAGCCAUCGUCUGUCUAACAGUCUUCAUCAUUGGCUACACUCAGCGCGAGAGCUACAAAGACACCGCAUACUGGCUCGUGUUCCUCCUCUUCUUCAUCUUCAACAUUGUCGGCUGCGUUAUGAACGCAUACAACAACAUCACCUGGGAAAGCGAUCGACUCCACUACGAGGAAGGCUCACCACCCAUGAAGUACUCACGACUGGCGAUCCUGGGGAUUCCCAGCUCGGAUCGGGGCAUCUUCCGAUUUGAUUGA
Fulvia fulva is the source of this 654-nucleotide messenger RNA. RefSeq lists its product as uncharacterized. The record is from RefSeq and is a predicted model, not a curated record. The transcript is spliced from 2 exons. Lineage: Eukaryota; Fungi; Ascomycota; Dothideomycetes; Mycosphaerellales; Mycosphaerellaceae. The coding region runs from base 1 to 654 and encodes 217 amino acids.